This is a messenger RNA of Scophthalmus maximus (turbot), 733 nucleotides long. It is a transcript of the gene ccl20a.3, whose product is annotated as chemokine (C-C motif) ligand 20a, duplicate 3. Gene Ontology annotation, molecular function: CCR chemokine receptor binding; chemokine activity. Gene Ontology annotation, biological process: monocyte chemotaxis; inflammatory response; neutrophil chemotaxis. NCBI's taxonomy places the organism in Eukaryota, Metazoa, Chordata, Actinopteri, Pleuronectiformes, Scophthalmidae. Gene Ontology annotation, cellular component: extracellular region. The transcript is spliced from 4 exons. The record is from RefSeq and is a predicted model, not a curated record. Bases 112 to 420 code for a protein of 102 amino acids.
UCUGAGGAGCACAUAUAUAAAGGCUGCUUUGAUCAGCACACUGUCACCACAACCUCUCUGACUCCACCUGUGGACAGGCGAGACAACACUGCUGCCAACACAGAGGAAGACAUGGUGUCAAUCAGAGCUACGGUGAUGGUGAUCACAAUCCUUACUGUCUGUGUGCUGGUGACACACACAGACUCAUCUGCAGUGCCUCACGGAUGCUGUCGAGGUUACAUGAAAACCAAACUUCCAUUUCCUGUAAUCAGAGGUUACUCAGUCCAGACCCGGAGAGAGCUGUGUCCCAUCAAUGCCAUCAUUUUCCACACACAGAAGGGAAAAGCAUGCACCGAUCCUGCUUUGAACUGGGUGAUGGACUAUGUCAACCGCCUAAGGAAUAAAGCUCAAAUGGUUCACAUCAAGAACUCAAAAAUGUAGAAAAAGACCCUCGAGGAUUAAGAUCUUCUGCUCUUUGAAAGGAGAGACCACGGAGCCUAGCUAAGCCAGAAAUCCCUUCUCAGCCUCCACUGUUAUCCACAAACCAAUGACGUUUUAUAGUCAUAUAAUUCAACUAACUCCUAUUUCACAAAACUUCUGAAAAUGGCUGUUAUGCAAUACAGGUCAGCUCUACAAUCAGCUCUGUUAUAAGAGCAUUGUAUGAUAUUAUAUGUGCGUGUAAGAUUUUGUAUUUGUGUAAAAUGUAACAAACAAGCAAUAAAGUUUUGAUUAAAAAAAAGUGUCUUACUGAAAA